Messenger RNA from Gymnodraco acuticeps, 1426 nucleotides. RefSeq lists its product as uncharacterized. NCBI's taxonomy places the organism in Eukaryota, Metazoa, Chordata, Actinopteri, Perciformes, Bathydraconidae. Bases 295 to 1011 code for a protein of 238 amino acids. The record is from RefSeq and is a predicted model, not a curated record. The transcript is spliced from 4 exons.
CAGUGGCGGCUGGUGGAAAAUAAUUUUGGUGGGGCUUUUGAUAUAGUCUGCAGUCGUCACUUCGCUACGGAUCAACUAAUAGAGCCAAAAACCAUUGAUGGCCGUAGGAGGCUUGUGAAAGGUGCUGUCCCAACUCUGUUUGAGUGGAAUCACUUCAUUGCUCAAACACCGCGGGCUAGUGUUUGGGAGAGAAGGGAGCGGCCCACUGAACCAGUCUCUCGGGAGGAGCAGGAAGAGCACAUCGAUGUCCGUGACCAUGAUUACUGCUCAACCCCUGAACCAGCUUCACUGGACAUGUCCUCUCAAGCUACAGAAGACAACUCCAAAACAUUGGAGGAUCUGCAGAAGCAACUGCAGGAGUUAAGAGUCCAGCGAGAGUUUUGCUUACAGCGGUUUGCUGGCUCCGACGACAACAUCCGAUUCUAUACCAGAUUCCCGAGCUAUAACCACCUGAUGGCCUUCUGGUUUUUGAUUGAGCCUUCCAUUUAUAAAAUGGUUCGUGUUACAAGAGCGAUAUCAGCUGCCAAGAGGAAUGAAGAAGUGGUUACACACGCACGUCCAUCAACGAGACAGCUGCUUCAGCCAAUUGACGAGUUCUUCCUUUUUCUCUGCUUCCUGUCGGUGGGUUUGAAAGAGAGGGACCUUGCAAACCGCUUCAACGUACACCAGUCCACUGUGAGCCGCAUCAUUGCAACAUGGACGAGUUUUCUUACAACUUUAUUGGGGUCACAGUGCAUCUGGCUUACACCUGCAGAAGUUCAAGCCCACCUCCCAGAGGCAUUCAAAGAUUUCCCAGACACACAGGUGAUCCUGGAUUGCACAGAGCUGAGGUGUCAAACACCAUCCUCACUCCUCCAAAGUGAAAUGUAUUCUACAUACAAAUCUCACUGCACCAUGAAAGCCCUGGUUGGCAUAGCCCCACAUGGCGCAGUGACAUUUGUUUCCAGUCUGUGGUUCUGUCAGCGACAAGGAGAUUUUCAAACAAUCUGGAAUAGCUGCGUUGUUGACUGAAAACAUGGCAGUGAUGGUAGAUAAGGGCUUCCUGAUCAGCGAUUGCUGCAAAUGCAAAGUGUACUGCCCACCUUUUCUGUCAAAGCAGAAGCAAAUGCCAGCCUAUCAGGUGAGGGAGACACAGGCCAUUGCCAGACUGAGGGUUCAUGUGGAGCGUGUCAUUAGGAGGAUAAAAGAGAACAAACUUUUUGAUGGUGUCAUCCUCCUGUCCCAUGCCUACAACAUCAACCAACUGUUUGCAGUAGCAUGUAUGCUGUCAAACUAUCAGAACAAAGCACUGGUCAAGAAAUGGGUGAAAUAAGACAAGAUGAUGACACCUGUGCAGGUAGCUGUGAUUAAGCUGGGUGAGCACACCGUAAUCCCGUGUUGCCUGACACACGCUAGUGUUUUGUUUGAAUAAAUGGUAAAUAGCAAA